Euleptes europaea (tarantolino) is the source of this 2127-nucleotide messenger RNA. It is a transcript of the gene RAB11FIP4, whose product is annotated as RAB11 family interacting protein 4. The record is from RefSeq and is a predicted model, not a curated record. Gene Ontology annotation, biological process: endocytic recycling; regulation of cytokinesis. Gene Ontology annotation, molecular function: calcium ion binding. Gene Ontology annotation, cellular component: cleavage furrow; recycling endosome membrane; endocytic vesicle. NCBI's taxonomy places the organism in Eukaryota, Metazoa, Chordata, Lepidosauria, Squamata, Sphaerodactylidae. Bases 1 to 1905 code for a protein of 634 amino acids. The transcript has 15 exons.
AUGGAGCCCGGUGGCCUCGGGGAGCCGCCGCCGAGUCUGAUGCUGUUCCUGCGGAAGCUCAAGGAGGUUUUCGAUGUGUGCGACGAGGACGCGGACGGCUUCAUCCGGGUGGAGCACUUCGUGGCCCUGGGGCUGCAGUUUGGCCAAGAGGAGGAGGUGGAAAAAUUUGCCAAAUACUUGGAUCCAAAUGAUCUGGGCAAGAUCAGUUUCAAGGAUUUCUGUCAUGGAGUGUUUGCUAUUAAAGGCUGUGAAGAGUUACUGAAGGAUGCGUUAUCUGUUGAAAGCCUCGGGCCUCGGCACUAUGAGACAGAGUAUGUGGAUUACUACUACCAGGGUACUGAAAUCCAAGACAGUAGCUAUUUGGACAGCGAAGGCGUGUACGGUGAAUCGGAUCUCUUUCCUGAUGAAGACAACAUGACCCUCGCCCAGCAGGAGGUCCAUCAUGAGUCUGAUAUGGACAGUGCCAUUGGGAGUGCCCACAGCUCCGAGGCUUCAGAUGUAUGUAGGAGCGAGGAAAAGGAUGGUGUAUUGGGUGGCCUCUUCCUGCCAGGAGACAAGUUAAGUCCUCUCAACCCUUCUGCAGCAUCUGACGUUUCAACCUAUUCCACUGCUUCCUUGAUUAGUAACGAAGAGCAGUUUGAAGAUUAUGGAGAAGGAGAUGAUGUGGACUUCACUCCCAGCAGCCCCUGCCCUGAUGAUGAAAGCAGAACAAACGCUUAUUCAGAUCUCGGCUCGUCUGUUUCUUCCAGUGCCGGUCAAACCCCAAGAAAAAUGAGGCACAUCUACAGUAGUGAGCUGCUGGAUGUCUAUUGCACUCAGUGCUGCAAGAAAAUCAACCUGCUUAAUGACUUGGAGGCCAGGCUGAAAAACCUGAAAGCAAACAGCCCAAACAGAAAAAUAUCUAGCACGGCUUUUGGAAGACAGCUCUUCCAUAACAGUAACUUCAGCAGCAGCAACGGCAGUACAGAGGACUUAUUCAGAGAUAGCAUAGAUUCGUGCGAUAAUGAUAUCACGGAAAAGGUGACUUAUUUAGAGAAAAAAGUGACAGAAUUGGAAAAUGAUAGCAUGACGAAUGGUGACCUGAAGAGCAAAUUGAAACAGGAGAACACACACCUAGUUCACAGAGUCCAUGAAUUAGAAGAACUGUUGAAAGACCAAGAGGCGUCUGCUGAACAGACUCUGGAAGAAGAGAUAAAGAGGCACAGAGAAGUAUACAGCAAAUAUGAAAAGGAAAAGAGCACUGAAAUUGAGCUGCUCAACACAAGGGUUCAACAGCUUGAAGAAGAAAAUUAUGAACUGACCACUACAGUCUUACGACUGAAAUCACAAACUGAGAAGCUGGACGAGGAAAGGCAGCGAAUGUCUGACAGAUUAGAAGACACCAGUCUUCGGCUCAAAGACGAGAUGGAUUUGUAUAAAAGAAUGAUGGACAAACUCCGAAGGAACAGGCUUGAAUUCAACAAGGAGAGGGAGGCAACUCAGGAGCUUAUUGAAGAUCUGCGAAAGGAGUUGGAGCACCUGCAGUUAUAUAAACUUGAGUGUGAGCGGCCUGGUCGCGGGAGAAGCUCUUCCUCUAGCUUGAGUGAAUUCAAUGCAAAGGCAAGAGAAGUGGAAAUGGAGCAUGAAAUUAAACGCUUAAAGCAGGAAAAUCAGAAACUUCGAGACCAGAAUGAUGAUCUUAACGGGCAGAUCCUUAGUCUUAGUCUUUAUGAGGCCAAGAAUCUCUUUUCAACACAGACAAAAGCCCAGUCACUGGCUGCUGAAAUUGACUCCGCGUCCAGAGACGAGCUCAUGGAAGCCCUUAAAGAACAGGAGGAGAUAAACUACCGAUUACGCCAAUACAUGGACAAGAUCAUCCUAGCCAUUCUGGACCAUAACCCAUCCAUCUUGGAAAUAAAAAACUGAAGGCUUGGGACCAGAAAGGCAACAAGCAGAGACUUGUACCUCUUAAAAUGCCGCUGGAUCCAAACAUCACUCUACUAUUGUAAAUGAAUCUAUAAAUAUAUAUAUAUAUAUAUCAUAUAUAUAUUAUAUAAUUUCUGUGGAUACACAGGGCGUGUUUAUAUGAGGUUUGGUCCACUUGGUCUGUGAAUCCUAAUUUGGCUUGGUCUGUUUCUCAUGCACUUU